Molecule: messenger RNA, 1338 nt
Organism: Cucurbitaria berberidis CBS 394.84
Lineage: Eukaryota; Fungi; Ascomycota; Dothideomycetes; Pleosporales; Cucurbitariaceae
Product: S-glutathione dehydrogenase
Exons: 2
Coding region: 1-1338 (445 amino acids)
Molecular function (GO): oxidoreductase activity; zinc ion binding
Source: RefSeq, a predicted model, not a curated record
AUGAUGUCCCAAGCAGCCCGCCAGGUCGAAAAGGUUAUUGGCCACGGCGAUAAUGCGACAACCGCACAAAACGUUACCAACCCUGGCAACGACGAGUCCACAGCCGAUUACUCGGAAUCGAUGAAGGCGCUGGCCUGGUUUGGUAAGAACGAUGUCCGAAUCAUCGACACCCCGAAGCCAAAGGUUCUCGAGCCCCGCGACGUCAUUGUCAAGGUCACUGGAACCACGGUCUGUGGCUCAGACCUUCACUUGCUCCACGGGAGCGUAGUGGAAAUGCAGAAAGGCGACAUUCUUGGACACGAGUUCUGCGGUGUUGUGGACAAUGUCGGCAGCGAGAUCACAAAAUUCCAGAAGGGCCAGCGCGUCGUUGCAUCAUUUCAAAUUGCUUGCGGUGACUGCUAUUACUGCAAGCAGAAGCUCUCGUCACAAUGCGAGAAGACAAACUCCAACACGAUCGAGAACGCAAUGUACGGCGGUCGAACAGCUGGAAUGUUCGGCUAUUCACAUUUUACGGGUGGUUUCGCCGGUGGCCAAUCCGAAUACACCCGUGUACCCUACGGCGACGUGAACCUCCUCCCUCUUCCAGAUGAUGUUCCAGAUGAGCAAGGCCUUUUCCUCUCCGACGUGCUUUGCACAUCGUGGCACGCCGUCGUAGACACGGGUGUAAAGAAGGGAGAUGUCGUAGCUAUCUGGGGUGGCGGUCCCAUCGGACAAAUGGCAGCGGAAUUCUCUCUUCUCAACGGUGCAUCUAAGGUGAUCAUCAUUGACUCGAACUGGCGGUUGGAUUUCAUUAAGAACACAUACCCACAUAUCGAGACCAUCGACUUCUCGAAGCUAAGCAAAGGCGAGUCGGUGACAAGUGUAUUGAAGAAAAUGUGCAACGAUCGCGGCCCAGACGUCAGCAUCGAGGCUGCGGCUGGCGAGUACGCAAAGGGAUGGGCCCAUUACUUCGAGAUGAUGUUGGGCCUCGAGACAGAUACUAGCGAAAUCGUCAACGAAAUGAUCGCCAGCACACGAAACUUCGGCAGCUGCGGUAUCACCGGUGUAUACGUUGGAUUCACCAAUCAUUUCAACAUCGGCUCGCUCAUGGAGCGAGGUAUCCGCCUCAUCGGCAACGGCCAAGCACCUGUGCAUCUUUACUGGGAAUCACUGCUAAAGAUGAUCCAAGAGAAAAAGAUCAAGCCGGAGAAUAUGGUUACACACCGCGUACGUCUUGAAGAUUUGGACAAGGUGUAUUACAAGUUUGAGAACAAGGAGGACGGUAUGCAGAAGGUGUUUGCGGAGACGAAGUGGAGUUUCCCAGCUUCCAAGGGUAGCCCGCCCUUGACGAGAUAUUAG